GGGGCUGAGAGGCAAAGUUGCCGGGCGGCUGCGGAGCCGCUCAGGGGCAGCGCGAGGCUCCCGCGGCCCCUCGCGGCUCCCCCCUCGCGGCCGUGCCUCACGGCGGCCCCGCACCGCGGCCCCGCACCGCCGCCGGCUGCCCGCGAUGGCGUGCGCCCAGCUGCUGGCGAUGUGCCUGCUGCCGGCCAAGCCCGGCGCCGCGCCGCGCAGGGAGCCGCUCCCCAUCUUCCACGACAUUUUCCGGCGAGCCGACAAGAACGAUGAUGGGAAACUGUCAUUUGAGGAGUUCAAGAACUAUUUCGCUGAUGGGAUCCUGAGCUCGGAGGAGCUGUGGGAGUUGUUCAGUGGCAUUGACAGGCGUCAUUCAGACAACGUGGACACAGAGAAGCUGUGUGAUUAUUUCUCAGCGUAUCUUGGAGAGUACAGGAACGUGCUUUCUGCACUGGAAACGCUCAACUCUGCUGUCCUGGCAGCCAUGGACAAAACCAAGCUGAGGUACGAGACCUCCUCCAAGACGGAGCAGUUCCUGACCCGCUUCCUGCUGCGGGAGACCAUGCACCAGCUGCAGUCCCUGCAGGGCUCGCUCGAGUGUGCCGUGGACACCAUGGAGGAGCAGGCGGGGCGGGAGAGGAAGGACAUAAAGAAGUCGGAGACCUCCGUGGGCCUGAGGUCAGGGAGGCGGUGUGGGCGCAGAGGGCAGAAGAACGUCUGUCUGUCCCCGACGGACCCCUACUCCGGGAUGCUGACCACAGGCAUUUGUGUCGAAGCUGACAGCCAGUGGAUGGCCCAGAUCACCAGGCUCCAGCAGCUCAUCGAGAAACUGGAGUGCAAGAGCCCACGCUUGGAGCCCCUGAAGGAGGAAGCAGCGUGCAAAGGAAGAGAUGAGCACAUCCUGGUGGCCAAGAGGCAGAUCUCGGUGGCGAAGAGCGGCGUUGAGGAGUUCCGCCAGGCGUUCAGGUCCUACACCGAGGUCACCGCCGGGCAGAGCAGCUGCCUGCACGUGUCUGCCUGCAAGCUGACGGACGAGGCCUGCUUCAUCCUCUACGAAUUCUGGCAGGACGUGACUUCGUGGAGGAGCCACUUGCAGUCCAGCUACAGCAAGACUUUCCAGCGCGCCAUCAUCAGCUUGCUGGAGUCCCCGGAGCUGCUGACCACCAUGCUCUUCCCAGCAUCCUGGUGGAUCAUGAACAACAACUGACCCUGGCGAACAGCAGCUCCCAGGACGCAGCUGGCACGCAGAAGGACGCAGAGCCCCCUGCACAGCCACCGCCUUCGCUAGCGUUUGUCACCGCCGCCUCCCUGCCCUGCGUCCGGUGCAGCGUGCUCACCUCCUGCAGUCUGGGGGCUGCCCGCCCCUCAGCUCUGGCAGUUUUACCCUUUUGCUCGUUUCGCGUGAUUUAUUUAUUCCUCUUCCUCCUGGUGCCGAGGACAGCGUGCAGGGAUGGGCUGGGGGACGUGGCACGGCAAGGGUGGCUCUGGCCCGCUGUCACAUCCCUGUCCCUGACCCCUCAGAGCCACCCCUGGGUGAGCAGUGGUUUUGUCCAGGGAGCUGGGCUGGCUCGUGCUGUGAAUAGUGUUUUAUAGGAGAAAAAAAAAGGAUUCAGUAAAGGCAAGCAGUGUGUUUCUGGACAGGAGUGCCAGCCGCAGCCUGCACAGCCAGUGCUGGGGUUUGGGGCAGCCCGUGUGCAUGCUCCCACCCAACGUCCCGAAGGCUGCGUGCCCCAAGGCACGGCCGGGCCCCAAGCACCCCACAACCGGGGUGAGGGGAGUGGGUGAGGGUGGCGCCGGGGCUGCAGCCUGCUGCCUGCGGGGCCGCCACGUCCCCUCCACCUGCCUCCCCUUCGUCCUGCAGCUGAGUGACCCUAACCCAGAACUGGCACCACGGGAGGUGCCGACACGCAGCGGCUGUAGCUGCUCAGCUGAAUGCCCAGCGGGGCGGCUCGGGGCGUGCAAGGAGCCAGGAGAGCCCCUCGGGCUGGAGCAGCACAAAGCCCACCCCAUCCUCGCCUUGCAGAGCCAGGAGGACAUGAGCUGCCGUGCAUGACGUGGAACAAGUGACACCGAGGGCAAAGGGGGCUGAGCAUUGCUGUCAUGGACCUGUGCGGUGCCCAAGCCGGACACGCAGCGCUGUACUCGUGCCACCCUGCCCAGCUACACACGGGUACCUGCCCCCCGUGCUCCCCAGCUCCCCUCUUUUCCCACCCCCCGAGGGAUGCUGCAACCCAGCAGCACCCCCAGAGAUGCGGCGAAACGUGAAUUUGACCGGUUCUCCCCCCGUCCCCAGUUGCAGUUAUUAAAACGCACUCACUCUGUGGCUGAA
Molecule: messenger RNA, 2320 nt
Organism: Cygnus atratus (black swan)
Lineage: Eukaryota; Metazoa; Chordata; Aves; Anseriformes; Anatidae
Gene: NECAB3
Product: N-terminal EF-hand calcium binding protein 3
Exons: 13
Coding region: 146-1198 (350 amino acids)
Biological process (GO): regulation of amyloid precursor protein biosynthetic process
Cellular component (GO): endoplasmic reticulum; cytoplasm; Golgi cis cisterna
Molecular function (GO): calcium ion binding
Source: RefSeq, a predicted model, not a curated record